AGGCUCAAGGCGUUGCCCUGAAGUGAGCUGUAGGCACGUUUGAGCAGUGCUUUUUGGAGCCGCUCAUGACUGUGGUAAAAGUUCAGUGUGAGAAUGGGGACAUUUUUCGACUGACGCUUGAAGAAGAGGCCAGCUUUGAGGCAAUCCUUCAGCUGGUGGCAAAUGGCUGUCACGUGGAGCCAUCGCUGCUGAGCAAGGGUUUGAAAUACGUGGAUGACGAAGGAGAUGAUUGCACUUUGGCUCCAGCAACUUUCACAGACUUCCUGGGACAGACAAAUGGAGAGUUGUUGAAGUUGAAGCUAAGGCUACCAAAGAGUAGCAAUGAUGUGAAUGAGCAUGCGUCUUAUGCCAUGUCGCAGCCUGGCGUCGGGACUGUUGAAGUGGACCUUCGCACAGAGAGAGAUGGGUCUCAGCAGUUCCAGCCCCCAGGGGGCCCACCCACGGGGCCCCUUAUGGGCCUCAUGGGCCCCCCUGGCCUUGAGAAGGAUGUGGAUAUGUCCGGUCCUGGGGGCCCAGGUGGUGGUCCACGAAGACUCCUAGCGGCAUUGCAUAUGCUCCGUGCAGCCGGGAUGCUGACGCCAGCGAUGUUUGCCUCGUUGACGGUGCAGUGGCUUCCGCUGGUGACGCAGCGUGUGGCCCGAAAGGUCGACAAGAUUAACCAUAUGGCUCGACAGGGUUUGGACCAGGCAUGUGUCAAGAUGUUGGAGAAGAUUCAGGAGCAAGCUGAAAGUACCCCGGGCUUAGAGCAACAUGCAGCUCCACUUGCCAAUGCUAUAAGUGGCAAUCGGCGACUAGGCGAAUCCAUACUCGAACUUCUGAAAUCCUUUCGUGGCCUUAGCUUUGAAGUUCAGACUCAAUUUUGUGAAAGUCUCGCUUCUGCUUUGGUGCCGUACUUGGAACAUCUCACCAGUAAGUGGUUUGGUGAGGACUGUGGUUUCUUUGCUUGCUGCGCGUCAGAGCAGCAUCAUGCAGGCACCACUUGUGCUGGGUGCGGGGGGGCUCCAAUUGUCGGCCCACGCUUCAAGUGUCCAGUUUGUCCCACUUAUGACCUGUGUGGGAAUUGUUACCCAAAGAAGUACCAGCUUCAUGGAAAUUGUCCUGGUUGCUCGCAAGACUUUCAGUGCAUAAUUUUUCCAGGAAAGCUAGAGCAUUGCUCCAAGGGCAGAGGAAGGGACAAAGCUAAAGAUGCAAAAACUAGUGAGUACCUAGGUGGGUGGGGCAAAGGUGGCUGGAUGGACGCCGGCCCCAUGGGCUUCCCUAACUUUCCAUUCCACGGCUUCCAUGGUUGGCCAAUGCCCUUUAUGGAGGUUGGCUCCUUGGGCACUGAGGAGGGACAGGAUUCCAACAGUUGUGGCUGGCCAAAAGGGAAAGGAAAGUGCAAGAAGGGCAAACACAAGCGGAAAAGUUGGUACGAUUGGCACCCUCAGCCCUGGGGAGAGCAAGUGGAGGACUCUGACGACUUUGAAGCGAAAGUGGCCAAUUUGCUUGAGCUCCAGCUUGGCAGUGAAGAGGUCAUCCGAGAGCUUUUGAUUUCACAUGAUGGGGAUUUGACACAAGUAGUUAGAGUACUCACCUCUUGAACAGCCGAGAUGCAAAACA
Messenger RNA from Durusdinium trenchii, 1599 nucleotides. The record is from the annotation of a GenBank genome assembly. Lineage: Eukaryota; Dinophyceae; Suessiales; Symbiodiniaceae.